UGGAGGUCAGUUUGAGUGGCAAGUUGUUUGUUACACUGUAACACCAGCUGCUUUCUGCACUCUGUAGCUUUUGCUGCCUCUGAGCUCGCUUAACCCCUUUUCCCUUUGGUUCUUGGCUUCGCUCUCCCUUUCCCCCGUCUUCUCUUGCUUUAAAUCUCUAACUUUCAGAUCGUUUUCUCCCACCCCAGUCCUCCCUCCCCUUUCCUGGAGCCUUAAAGGGGGAGAAGAAGAAAAUAAUAAUAAAAAAAACAAAGCCUCCCAUUUAAAAAAAAUAUUAGUCCUAAAAAAAUUAAACCCAAACAUAGAUGAACUACAAAUGAGAAAAAGGAAAAGAUGGAGCUGCACAUUUUAGAGCACAGGCUAAAAGUAGCCAGCAUAGCCAAGGAGAGCAUCCAGUUGUUUACCUAUGGAUUAAUCAAACUUGCUUUUCUUUCCUCCAAGACCAGGUGCAAGUUCUUCAGCCUCACAGAAACGCCAGAGGACUACACGAUCAUUGUGGACGAAGAGGGGUUUCUAGAGCUUCCUUCAUCAGAACACUUGAGCGUGGCAGAUGCUACGUGGCUGGCUCUCAAUGUUGUUUCAGGCGGAGGUAGCUUCUCCAGCUCCCAGCCCAUCGGAGUGACCAAGAUCGCCAAGUCCGUAAUAGCACCACUGGCUGACCAAAACAUCUCCGUGUUCAUGCUGUCCACCUAUCAGACGGACUUCAUCCUGAUACGCGAGCGGGACCUGCCCUUCGUGAUGCACACGUUGGCUGCGGAGUUCACCAUCCUCAGGGUCGUGAAUGGGGAGACGGUGGCUGCAGAUGACUUCGGGAUAACAAAUGGGUUCGUCAAGCCAAAAUUGGUUCAGAGGCCUGUUAUCCACCCUCUUUCCAGUCCAAGUAAUAUGUUCUGUGUCACCAGCCUGGAUCCAGAUACCCUUCCAGCUGUAGCUACGCUGCUAAUGGAUGUCAUGUUUUACUCCAAUGGAGUGAAAGACUCAGCAGUGGGCAGUGAAGACUCUGGACACAUUCGCUUUUUCUCCUUCUCUCUCAUUGAGGGUUAUAUCUCCUUGGUGAUGGAUGUACAGACGCAGCAGAGGUUUCCUAAUAAUUUGUUGUUUACAAGUGCAUCUGGAGAACUCUGGAAGAUGGUUCGGAUCGGUGGGCAACCACUUGGCUUUGAUGAGUGUGGAAUUGUCGCUCAGAUUUCUGAGCCUUUGGCCGCCUCCGACAUCCCAGCCUAUUACAUCAGUACUUUUAAGUUUGACCACGCAUUGGUACCUGAAGAAAAUAUAAAUGGCGUAAUCAACGCACUCCAAGUCAGUCAAGCCGAAAAGCAUUAGAAAUCUUCUGAGCUGGUUGCAGAUGCUUUUUUAUUCUUCUUCUUUUUCUCACAGUAUUUCUUGAAAAAUCUGACUCCGGAGAGAGAGAUUGAAGUGCCAUGAAAAAGAGACUGUGAACUGAUGAGCAGAAGCAGCUCCAACAAGCUUUUUUUUCCUGCCCCCCUCCCCCCCCGCCCCUAAGUGGGGAGGGCCGGGGGUUGUUCUGAUGGCUUCCUGAUGUUAGGCUCCAAAGCAAAACGCUCUCCUGCUUUUUUUGGUGAGAAAGGAAUUGCACGUAGAUGUGCAGGCUCUCCCGGAAAUGCAGAGGUAUAGACAGAUCGCAUACACCGUAGCUUUAGGGGGAGCUUCAAAACAACCCCCGAGGGGAAAGGGCUGCUUUUUUUUUUUUUUUUUUUUUUUUUAAAGCAGAACGCAUGGAAAACACAAUGGAAAGCAAUGUGGAAUUAAAAGUGAAAACAGAAUGUUGAAUCAUAUUGAUCUUUCUGCAAGCACCAGACUGUAUAAAAUGGUAACAAUCCCUUCUGAUCUGCAUUCAGCUAAGAUAGUAAGUGGGUACUCUGUCUGUGCACGGUUCAGGGUGAGGGCAUGGAGAAUAAGCUGUUUUGUUCCUUCUGCAAUUCAGAAUUGGCUGCACAGAGAACAUUGCAGCCUGGUUCUUUAUCAAGGGCUGUCUUCUGCCGACAUGUUCGUCGGGGGGCUUCUGUGUCCUGUUGAAGGCAUGUGUAUUAGCUCCAUUUUCCAUAGUCCCCCUAACGUCCUCUUACUACGACAUUGGGUCCAGGAACCCUUCCAAGCCCAAGGAAGUUUGAUUUAAUAUCAUCUCAUGCCCCCCUGCCCUUUUCCCCUAUCCUGAGGCUCAUAACAUUGAGGGUGGUUGCCAUGAGGCCUACUUGCAUAACAAGCCGAAUAGAGGCAGGUGAUGAAGACUCAAAUCCACUCUUUUCCAUUUCUGCUGAGCCACUUCCCCUCUCCCGCUGCUGUUCCGCCACAUCUCUAGUCACAAGGGUGAGGCAGCUCAUGGUCCUGAGUUCCUGGCUUUCUCAAAUUAGGACUCUUCACAGAAGCAACAUUGGUAGCUCCUGGCUCCCUGGCCUUUCUAGGAUUGCCAGAUACCUUCACAAAAAAUCCCGAACAUGGCGGGAAAAAUAUUGGUUGAGCAAAAAAAAAAAAAGGGGGAGGGGACUAAACUUUUUGAGAAGAAAAAAAAACCAACGGAGACCAAACUUGUUGAGGGGGAAAAGUGGGGGGGCAUAAUGCCUUUAAAUUCCCGCGCUCCCCCUGCCAGACGCAACAGGGGUAACAUGUCCCCCGGCCUUCCGUCCAAGAAAAACAGAAAAUAUCGAACGUUUUACAUGUCCGGUAUUUUCUGAUUUAUUUUUUUUUACCGGACAGAAGUCACAAUUAAAUCGAACACCUGGCAACCCUAGGCCUUUCGACUGCUACACAUGUUCUUUUGUGGGCGGGGCUCUUGAUGAACGCGUUGCCAUCCUGCAAAACGGUUGGCCAGAGCAGGCGAUGUUUUUACCCGUGCCCUUGGGAUCCUAUUGAUUUAUGCUGGAUAAUGUCUUUGGUAGAACAUGGCUCUGGUUUGGUGGCAAAGGUAGGUUUCGAUCCAGUGGGAGUCUUUUCACUGACUUCAGUGGCUUUAGAGUGGCCCGCAGGGCUUGGACUUUAGAAACAGGAUCGAGUCCUACAGAAAUGCCCCGACACAUAGGGUCAUUGGUCUGGCUCCUUAUUACCAGUUUUUUUAGAGGAAAGUGAUGUUGGUCUUUUACAGACAGCCCUCUGGUCUGCAGUCCCGCCCGGAGCUGCGUACAUUUUGACAUCCCUGUGCUAAAGAACCAAUGAGGCCAAUGUUCUUCCGGGCCCCACACAUCGUCAGCCUGCUUCCAAACUGGCACGAGUCAGGACGGGGUAAAGCCAAGGUACCCAGCUGAUGGGGAACACAGAAUGGAGAGGGCAAGCAUCACUUACGAGUCUGCAACGGAAGCCCCUGAUGUGCGAUAUGUUGGCAACAAACCCACACUCUGAUGAGACACAGGCCUUGUCAAUGCUGACCCCUGCUGUCGAUCUAAUCUCUGUGGCUUUAGCUAUGCAAGUCGACGUACUUACCGUGGCAUCUUCUGUGCGGUGAGGUUGGCCAGGGCUGCCCUUCCAUCGACUCUGGUGGUUCUUCUCAUCAUGAAGGAGUACCAGAGUUGACGGGAGAGCGCUCAGAGAUUGAUUUAUCGCAUCUAAGCAGACACAAUAAAUGGAUGGCCAGUGGAUCGAUCGCCACAGAGUGGAUCCACCGCAUAGUGGAAACAAGCCCAUAGAAAUGGCAGAGAUUGGGACUGUGAGGAGGAAGGCUGCAUUCAAAGAACCCUUGUUUUAUAGUUGGGAAACUGAAUUUCUCUUGCCAUCUUUUGGCCUGUUUUACCUCUUCUCCCCCCACCCUCUUUCCUUAAUUAAAAAAUUGUACAUCCUGUAACUUUAGUGAGGAUUUACAAUCCCCUAGAACUUUAGAGAGAACCAUUAACACCCCCUGCAUCUUACGGAUUUUCUCUAGGCUUUGGCUUCAUUCUGUUAAAUGCUGUUAAACAGGCAGCUGCUACCAACGAGUACAUGUGACAGUCAUACGUGUGUGUGUAAUUAUUCGCUACCUACAUAGAUACACACAUGCUACUUCCUGUAUUAUUCAGAUUACUCAAGGAUUGUGACGGACUGGGUAUUAAGGAUUCGUUAUCUGGUUUAUCCGAAAGCUCGCUCUAGCCCUGAUGUUGCAAUGCCCACAAAAUUAAUGGAGGAUUCUUUGGGAGAUUUUUUUAAAUCAGCCAGUCACCCAGUUGAUGGAACUCAAGCGUCUUUCGGCAAUAACAUGGAUCUCUUUCCUUUUUAGACCUUAAUUCAGUCCACCCUCUCUACGUGGUUAAACCCUUCUCUUUGAACACCUGCUGAUGUUCCAGUGACCUCAGCAUAUGCUCAAGGUUAAGCACGUUCUUCAGGGCUUCACUGAAUAGGGGCCUUAAAAAGAACCUUUUGGUUUCCCUUUAGGUGGCUUUCCAACCACUCCCUGGAGAACUAGAGGAACUGCAGACUUUGGGGGUGAAUGCUAAUUACAGACACAGCACCCUGUGUCUCUGGAUAUUUGCUUACAAAGCUCCUUUCCUCAUGCUCUUUGGCAGCACAUAUGCAGACUCAGGCUCAGGCUGUACAAUGUGAUUUUUAAAAACAUCCCACCUACUGUUUUUAAAACUGUGAUGCUCCUGAGAGCCUUUCUGUCAAGCCACGGUCUCCUGAAGUCUGGCUGAGUUGUGAGAAGGUUUAUGGGGGUUGGUUUGGUCAUUUUUCAGUGUGUAGGUGUUUUCAUCCAUUGGAACAGUGACUGUGUCCCUUUGGGGCGCUAUGGAUUUAUUUAGCCAUGCACAGAUGUCUUGCCUGCUAGAAGAGAUCGCAACUACCGUGUACUGCUUCCCAUUUCAGUUCUUUAAGCAGCAGAGCUGCAGAUAGUUUUGCAAUGUUGUGGGGUUCGACAAUUUUGCUUAUCAAGAUUAGUACCUAUUGGAAAACGAUUAUUAAUCAGUUGACACUCUGGAGAGCCAUUCCAUUUGUUAUUCUCACCGAGUGAUGCUGCUUCCUAAGGGCGAAGACAUUUAUAUGAAGGGAUUACUUGAACCGAGCAGCAGCUUUACUGCCUUAACUGAAAGAGAAAAACAAUGAUCUUGUUUUGAUUGUGAUUUACACUGUUCCCUCAGGCUAUUUUAGAUGACAGUUGUGUUGUUUGUUUUUUCAGGGAGUGGGGCCUUAAGUUUAUGAGAUUUGCAGAUGUCUCUGGGGUGCUUUAAAACUCUCUUCCCCUGCCAGGUUGAUACCCUGUCCUAGAAGUGUUAGCCUGGAAAAGUCAGGAGGUGUGUGAUGAAAUUAAGUGAUGCAGUAUCUCUAAAGUUACAUGGGGAUUGGCUGUUUUUAACCCUCUUUUUGUCUUCGUGACCCCCGAAAGCCUGGAUUGUUUUGUACAACUGGGUCUGGAUCAUUUGACAUGGUAGUAAAGUGCAAUAGACAAAGUUGCAUGAUAACAAUAAGAACUGAGCUGUCAUUUCCAGCUUGGGAAAUCGUAACUGAUCAAGCUAAUAUGCUAAAUGGAGCCAUGUAGCCAGGGGGGCCAAGGCGCAGCACAGGUUUGCUGCUGGCAGAGUCUAUAUCCGGAUGGGAUCUUACUCAAAGCAGGUAGCAAGUCCGCUGCCACUACAACUGUGCUGCUCUUUGUAGCGUGCUAGCGUGAGCAGAGCUAAUGUGGGUAUGUCAAGUCGCGCUGGGACUGACACUUCCAGUGCCAGCGUAGAUGUACACAAAGAAACGAGCAAAACAAUCAGGCAUGGUGCCAGGAUGGGGCCUUGAACAACCUAGAACUAGUUCAAGACGGGAAUGGGAUCUUCGUGGCUUUAGCGUAUCUUUGUAAUUGGCAUGAACCGAAACCUCCGACUCAAAUUUGGGGAGAGUUCAGAUCCAUCUCUAGUUGGUACAAGGGCUGUGUUGUGCUUGUAUGGUGCAGCAGCCGCUAACUCUGCAAGCAACACUUGCUCGGUGGGGUGAGGCGGGUGGGGGGGAGUCUCCUAAAACAGUGGUUCCCAACCUGUGGGCCACAGACCCCUAGUGGUCCACAACAGUACUGCAGGAGGUCCGUGGAAAGUGUUAAAAUAAGGAUUGGGCCCAUUCAGGUGGGCACAAUCCUUAUUUUCUUUUUCUGUCCUUACUUUUCUUUUCCUUUUUUUUCCCUCCGCCACAGAGCAAAGAGGGGGUCCAUGACAUUUUAAUGGAUUGAGAAGGGGUCCAUAUGCUCGAAAAGGUGGGGAACCACAGUCCUCAAACAAUAUGUCAGAACCCUUCCUGGAACUAGUCCUUUUACCACCUGAGGAAACCCAAGGGUAUGUCUAGACUACAGAGUUUUGUCGACAAAAGUGGACUUUUGUUGACAAAACUAUACCUUUUGUUGACAUAACGUUGACAGAACUCGGCAGUUUUGUCAACAGUGGUAAACCUCAUUCUACGAGGAAUAACGCCUUUUGUCGACAGAGUUCUGUCAACAGAAAGUGUUAUUGCAUCUACACUGCCCUUUGCGUCUCCACUUUCAUGUCAACAAAGAGGCUUGCUUUAUCAACAGGACAAGUCUAGACGCUCUUUGUAGACAGAAGCU
Messenger RNA from Pelodiscus sinensis (Chinese soft-shelled turtle), 6496 nucleotides. It is a transcript of the gene CASTOR2, whose product is annotated as cytosolic arginine sensor for mTORC1 subunit 2. NCBI's taxonomy places the organism in Eukaryota, Metazoa, Chordata, Testudines, Trionychidae. The record is from RefSeq and is a predicted model, not a curated record. Gene Ontology annotation, biological process: negative regulation of TORC1 signaling.